Molecule: messenger RNA, 2088 nt
Organism: Myotis myotis
Lineage: Eukaryota; Metazoa; Chordata; Mammalia; Chiroptera; Vespertilionidae
Gene: SLC2A6
Product: solute carrier family 2 member 6
Exons: 9
Coding region: 99-1994 (631 amino acids)
Biological process (GO): transmembrane transport
Cellular component (GO): membrane
Molecular function (GO): transmembrane transporter activity
Source: RefSeq, a predicted model, not a curated record
GGCCGGGGGCGGGGCUGCGGGCUCGGCCGGAUGCUCGCAGGCGCGGCGGCCAGACGCUGCCCGGCGGUCGGCAGCGCAGGUGACAGCAGUGGCCGGCCAUGCAGGAGCCCCUGCUGGGAGCCGAGGGCGCGGACUAUGACACGUUCCCCGAGAAGCCGGCCCCGUCGCCCGGGGAGAGGACGCGGGUCGGCGCCCUGCAGAACAAGUGGGUGUUCCUGGCCACCUUCGCGGCCGUGCUGGGCAACUUCAGCUUCGGCUACGCCCUGGUCUACACGUCCCCUGUCAUUCCGGCCCUGGAGCGCUCCCUGGAUCCAAACCUGAGUCUGACCAAAACCCAGGCGUCCUGGUUCGGGUCCGUGUUCACCUUGGGCGCCGCGGCCGGGGGCCUCAGUGCCAUGGUCCUCAACGACCUGCUGGGCCGGAAGCUGAGCAUCAUGUUCUCAGCGGUGCCCUCGGUGGCCGGCUACGCGCUCAUGGCGGGCGCCCGUGCCUUCUGGAUGCUGCUGCUGGGCCGGACCCUGACGGGCUUCGCGGGAGGGCUCACGGCUGCCUGCAUCCCGGUGUACCUGUCUGAGAUUGCUCCCCCCCGCGUCCGCGGGGCUCUGGGGUCCACGCCCCAGCUCAUGGCCGUGUUCGGGUCGCUGUCUCUCUAUGCGCUUGGCCUCCUGCUGCCGUGGCGCUGGCUGGCCGUGGCCGGGGAGGGGCCCGUGGUCGUCAUGAUCCUGCUGCUCAGUUUCAUGCCCAACUCGCCGCGCUUCCUGCUGUCCCGCGGCCGCGACGCCGAGGCCCUGCAGGCGCUGGCCUGGCUGCGCGGGGCCCAGGCCGACAUCCGCUGGGAGUUCCAGCAGAUCCAGGACAACGUGCAGAGACAGAGCAGCCGCAUGUCAUGGGCCGAGGCCCGGGACCCCCACAUGUACCGCCCCAUCGCCAUCGCCGUGUUCAUGCGCUUCCUGCAGCAGCUGACGGGCAUCACGCCCGUGCUGGUCUACCUGCAGCCCAUCUUCACCCGCACCGCCGUCCUGCUGCCCCCGCAGGAUGACGCCGCCAUCGUGGGCGCCGUGAGGCUCUUUGCGGUGAUGAUCGCGGCCCUCACCAUGGACCGGGCCGGCCGCAAGGUCCUGCUCUUUGUCUCAGCCUCCAUCAUGUUUGCGGCCAACGUGACACUGGGGCUGUACAUCCACUUGGGCCCCAAGCCUGUGGCCCCCAACAACACCAUGGGCCUCGAGAGCGUGCCCUUGGGGGGCGCAGAGCAGCCCCUGGCCACACCCACCAGCUUCCUCACCCUGGUGCCCCUGCUGGCCACCAUGCUCUUCAUCACGGAACGCCUUCGGCCUGCAGGUGCCUUUCUUCUUCUUCGCCGCCAUCUGCUUGCUGAACCUGGUGUUCACCGGCUGCUGUGUGCCCGAGACCAAGGGCCGCUCGCUGGAGCAGAUCGAGUCCUUCUUCCGGACCGGGAGGAGGUCCUUCCUGCAGUAGGUCAGCGCCCCGCCUGGGGGGCCGCACCCUGGCGGCCAGGCCUUCGUGCUGGCCACCAACCGGAACCCCGAGUCCAGGAGGGAGCAGCCUGCCACCAGCCGGAGACAGCACGGCCAGCAGCACUGAUCCCCGGGGAGCGCCUCCUGGCACCCGACAGCCAUCAGCACCGGCCGCCCUCGGCCCAGCACAGCAGCCAUGGCCGCCCACACAGCGGCCAGGACCCGCCGGCAGAGGAGGCAGCCAUGCGCCGCAGGGGAGCACGCUGCCAGGGAAGCACCGCCCAGGACUGGGGGCCUCAGGCCACACUGGGCAACCUCAGACCGAUUUGCCUACUCGCCCACGGAGGCCGAGAUGAGGACAGACAGCUGGAGGCAGAGGAGUGGCUCCGAGCACCUGGCUGCCACCCAGCACCUAGGCCUGGGGAGGAAGGCGGAAAGCUGCACCCGAGGGCUGGGCGGCACCACGGGCAGCGCUCCGCACUCCCGCAAGCCGGGGCACUGGCCCAGCACAAACACUAACUCCCGCACCGUCUUGACGCGUGGGAACUGAGGGCUCGGCUACCCACUUAGGAAAAUAAAGACAUUGAGCUGUGACCCUGCUGUGGAGCCCUGG